CACAGGAUUGACCCCUAAAACCCUGAAAGCUAAAAUCCCUUCUCCGAAGCAUUCGAGGGUUUAUCACACUCUUAUUCUCAAACUCUUCGUCGAUCAGACGAAAACUGAAAACCCCAAACUUAUUCAUCAAUCUCCACUACAUGAUGAGUGUGAUUCUCAGAAGAUCCUCUUCCGUAAUCUCGCGCCGCUUCUUCGCCGCUCUCGCCUCCGUCGAGCCGCUUCCUCGCAGGUUCCCCGCCGACAGGCACGGUGUAUCCGGCGACGGAGCCCGGACCUUUCACGCGAAUCCCGGACCGUUGAAUUUCCGAGCUUCGCCGGUUCCUCGAGCGGCGCAGUUCGCCGUCGAGCGCGAUUACUCCAACUACGAGGAAGUUAGCAGCGCGAACAGCGACGAAGGACUCGAGAUCGCGAAGCUCGGGAUCGCUCCGGAGAUCGUGGAUGCUCUUGCCAGGAAAGGGAUCGCGAAGCUCUUUCCCAUUCAGAGAGCUGUGCUGGAACCUGCGAUGCAAGGGCGUGAUAUGAUAGGUCGAGCUAGAACAGGAACUGGGAAAACUCUUGCUUUUGGGAUACCCAUCUUGGACAGGAUCACUCAGUUUAAUGCUAAGCAUGGACAAGGAAGAAAUCCUUUGGCUUUGGUUUUGGCUCCAACUAGAGAACUUGCGCGGCAGGUUGAGAAGGAAUUCAAUGAGGCUGCACCUAACUUGGCCACAAUCUGUCUUUAUGGGGGUAUGCCCAUCCAGCAACAAAUGAGGCAGCUUAAUUAUGGCGUAGAUAUUGCAGUAGGCACGCCUGGUCGAAUUAUUGAUCUUCUCAAUAGGGGGGCACUGAAUUUAAAGGAUGUCAAGUUUGUUGUUCUUGAUGAAGCUGAUCAGAUGCUUCAAGUAGGAUUUCAAGAAGCUGUGGAGAAGAUCCUGGAAGGGUUGUCUCCAAAUCGUCAGACUCUUAUGUUCUCAGCAACAAUGCCAUCUUGGAUAAAGAAUAUUACCCGCAAUUACCUGAACAACCCCUUAACCAUUGAUCUUGUUGGAGAUUCUGAUCAGAAGUUGGCAGAUGGAAUUUCGUUGUACUCUAUUGUGUCUGAUUCGUACACUAAAGCAGGAAUUCUUGCACCUCUGAUAACAGAACAUGCAAAUGGAGGAAAGUGUAUUGUUUUCACUCAAACGAAACGUGAUGCUGAUCGGUUAUCAUAUGUCAUGGCAAAAAGCCUUAGAUGUGAGGCCUUGCAUGGAGAUAUUUCACAAACUCAGAGGGAAAGAACUCUUGCUGGCUUCAGAAACAACAAUUUUAAUGUUUUAGUGGCAACUGAUGUUGCUUCACGUGGGCUUGAUAUUCCCAAUGUUGAUCUUGUAAUACAUUAUGAUCUUCCCAAUUCAUCAGAGAUAUUUGUUCAUCGAUCUGGACGAACUGGCCGUGCUGGGAAGAAAGGAAGUGCCAUUCUUGUUUUCACACAAGACCAAUUCAGGGCCUUGCAGACUAUUGAGCGUGAUGUUGGAUGCAAAUUUACAGAGCUACCAAAGAUUGAUGCUCCAAGUGGAUCAGCAGAGAUGUUUAGUGGCAUGGCUGGUGGUCGAUUUGGCUCUAUGAGGGAUCGUCAAUCUGGAGGUACAGGUUUUGGUCGCAGUCCUGGAUUUGGUCGUUCUGGGAGUUACGGUAACUCUGGAUUUGGCCAAUCUAGUUAUGAUGGCUUUGGUUCUGGUCAAGCUCCUCAAUUUGGUGGAAAUUCUCGCCCCGGUGGAAAUUCUCGGCCCAGUGGUUUUGGUAGUUCAGGUCAAUCUGGUGGUUUUGGUAGUUCAGGUCAAUCUGGUGGUUUUGGAAAUUUUGGGUCAGGUCAAUCAGGUGGUUUUGGAAAUUUUGGGUCAGGUCAAUCUGGUGCAUUUGGUGGCAGAAAGUCAAACCAAAGCAGCACCUUUGGUAAUUCACAUGGUAGUGGUUUCAGUGCUUUUGGGAAUGACCCAAAUAAUGACAGUUACAAUAGAUGAAAGCCGUUUUAACUUCAACUUGGCACUUUGUGAUGGAAAAGGUUACGGCAUAAGAAUAAUACAUUCUAUUCUUUGGGGCAUUAUUUUUUAUUGGGAUAAAUCUUUAGCUCAAACUUAAUUCUAGUGUUAUUCAUGGCAAAAAGAAGGGAGAAGGCUGUAUCAUCUACAUGUUCCACUUCUGCCAAUCUUCUGUGUGGCUCAUUAUUUUGCUUUGUUCGGUUGGUAGAAUAUGACUAUGAAAGUACAUGUGUAUGUAUAUGCCUUGGAAAUUUUGUAGCAGCAGCUUUAUAGAUGGGUGAUCCAACUUUUUUAGUACUUGUUCCUCAAAAUUCAUAAUAUUUAGAAACAGGUAGGCGUCUGCUGUUCGUACAUAUUAUUAUCAUACAAGGAAAUUAUCGUAUUCUAAUUGAUGUAAUAUAUUACGAACAAUUUGUUUUUGGUUGCGCCGUGGGUCACUUCCGGGAAUGAAUGAAAUAUUAAAGAG
Messenger RNA from Glycine soja, 2463 nucleotides. RefSeq names its product DEAD-box ATP-dependent RNA helicase 53, mitochondrial-like. The coding region runs from base 141 to 1979 and encodes 612 amino acids. The transcript is spliced from 8 exons. The record is from RefSeq and is a predicted model, not a curated record. Gene Ontology annotation, molecular function: nucleic acid binding; ATP binding. Lineage: Eukaryota; Viridiplantae; Streptophyta; Magnoliopsida; Fabales; Fabaceae.